Diversispora eburnea is the source of this 333-nucleotide messenger RNA. The record is from the annotation of a GenBank genome assembly. Lineage: Eukaryota; Fungi; Glomeromycota; Glomeromycetes; Diversisporales; Diversisporaceae.
AUGACUAUCAUACCAUGGUUUCCUGAGCAUACCACAAGAGACAUAUAUAUUUCCCUUCUUCAACAAGAAUCAGCCACCGACCUUCAAUUAAGAGCCGCUCUUUUACGCCGUGCCAUGACAAAUAUUGAAAGGGUAUUUAAAUUAAGGGAGGACAGACGAGCUCUUUCUAUAUUAUUACAUAAAGGUGCUGUAGGUGACGAUCUAUGGAUUUCGUUCACACAAGCUGAUCAAGAGAAUCAAAGAGAUAUGAUGGAAGUUACAGCAGAAGCUGAUACUUUUAAAGAAAAUUGGGGGCAAACGAUAUUACAUACUGCCAAUGAAAUGCAUAAUUGA